This is a messenger RNA of Sorghum bicolor (sorghum), 1603 nucleotides long. RefSeq names its product bisdemethoxycurcumin synthase. The record is from RefSeq and is a predicted model, not a curated record. The transcript has 2 exons. Lineage: Eukaryota; Viridiplantae; Streptophyta; Magnoliopsida; Poales; Poaceae. Gene Ontology annotation, molecular function: acyltransferase activity, transferring groups other than amino-acyl groups. Bases 37 to 1392 code for a protein of 451 amino acids. Gene Ontology annotation, biological process: polyketide biosynthetic process.
UACAUCAGCCAAACGAAUAAGCCUUUCUUGGCAGUUAUGCAGUCAACUACGCAACGCAAACUUGAUCUCUCAAUAAAUAUAAGAGAGAUUCACCUGAAGGCUAAAGAUUCAUGUUCGCACUAUAUCACGCCAGGAGACGUUCGUAGAAGAGCUCGGCUUAGCCGGCGAUCGACAAUGGCUGCAACUCACGGUCCUGCCAGCAUUCCCCAGGACCAGGAGUCCCGGCCGUCGCCGGCGCAGCGCCCUAACGACGCCUUUGCCGCUGUGCUAGGCAUCGGCACGGCAAACCCGGCGAACUGCCUACGCCAGGACGAGUACGCCGACUGGUACUUCCGUGUCACCAAGAGCGACCACCUCACCACGCUCAACAACAAACUGAAGAGAAUAUGUGAGAAAUCGGGCAUCAAGAAGCGCCAUUUCCACUUCACGGCGCAGACGACCGCCGACCACCCGGAGUUCCUGGACCGCCGCGGCGUGCCGUCGCUGGACGGACGGCUGGGCAUCACGCAGGACGCCGUGCCGGAGCUGGCCGCGGCGGCGGCGGCGAGGGCGAUUGCGGAGUGGGGUCGCCCGGCCACCGACAUCACGCACCUCGUGGUGACCACGAACUCCGGCGCCCACGCGCCGGGCGCCGACCUCCGCCUUGCCGCGCUCCUCGGCCUGCGCCCGACGGUGCAGCGCACGCUGCUGUACCUCCAUGGCUGCUUCGGCGGCUGCAGCGCGCUCCGGGUCGCCAAGGACCUCGCCGAGAACAACCGCGGCGCGCGGGUGCUUGUUGCCAGCAGCGAGGUCAGCACGCUGUUAGCCUUCGGCGGCCCGGACGAGGACCACCUCGACGCCCUGCUCGCCACGGCGCUGUUCGGCGACGGUGCCGGCGCGGCCGUGAUCGGCGUCGGCGACGGCGACCCGACGCCGGUCGAGCGCCCCAUCUUUUACAUGGUGUCCGCUUCUCAGGCAACGUUGCCAGGGACAGAGCGUGCCCUGUAUAUGCAGCUCGGGAGAAGCGGCUUGGACCUCGGCAUAUCUGCCGAGGUCCCGGCGCUUCUCCGUGGCACCAUCAAGGGGUGCGUGGCGGACAUGCUGGCGCCACUCGGCCUCCCGGUCGUUCCAGGUGCCGGCUGGAAUGGCGUAUUCUGGGCUGUGCACCCCGGCGGCCGUGCCAUCUUGGACAGCUGCGAGGCCGCGCUGGGGCUGGAGGCCGGCAAGCUGGCGGCCUCCCGGCACGUGCUGAGCGAGUACGGCAACAUGCUCGGCUCGACGAUCUUCUUUGUUCUCGACGAGGUACGGCGCCGGCGACAAGAGGGUGACUGCGAGUGGGGACUCACGCUGGGGAUCGGUCCGGGGGUCACCGUCGAGAUGAUGGUAUUGCAAUCCGCUAGCAGCCAAGACUAAAAAUGCUAGUUCUAUCAAUCGUACAUGUGGUGUCCUAAGCAUCCAUGUGGGUUCCAUAUGCUACAAUUUUAUAAAUAAUCCGAAAAUGUACCACGUACAAGCCUUGUGUCCGGCGAAGCGUAUUGAAGUGCUGUCAUAUGUGGAGGCACUCAAUCUUAGAAAAGUAUUCAGUGUAAUAACCACUGCUUCGGUGAAAUAGUAAAAAUUCAUA